AGGCCAUUUUAUAUUGCUGUGGAGAUUGAGAAGAGUUGUUGUAUGCUGGAGUGUCAUUGCCGCGAUGCCGACGAAACGCUGUUAUUUUCAUCCGGAUUGCAGGUCCACUUUGUUCAGCCUUCCUAGGGACGGGGAAGUUAGGGAUCAAUGGUUAAAAUUUAUUUUUAACUCGGUCCCUCAAAAUUAUUACCCAAAUCUCGCUCUCUGUGCUGCUCAUUUUACGGAGGAAAGCUUCCACAAUCUUCGCGAGUUCAAUGCAGGAUUCGCCCAACGGCUUGUCCUGAAAGAUGGAGCAGUUCCAACUUUAAAAACAGAAGCUGUUUACGGGCCACAACCUACAACAUCUCAGCAGGGUUCGAGUUCCCAAGAGCUCCCCACUACAUCUACACUUCAUGAAGUUGGAUGUCAGUCAGACCCUAUAGAGACCGAAACUGUAGCCACAGAGAUAAAGCCAAAGAUGCGAUCAGUGGGCACACAACUUUCAAUGGGUACAUUGAGCAGUUUCCACUUAAGGAGCAAAGGCAUUCAGGCAACAUAUUAUGGUCAUGAUGUGGGCACCCAAACAACUGAGAUGUUUCCUGAUGUGCAGCUGUCUUCAACACCAGUAAGGGGCUCAGUCUUCAGGCCCAGUAAGAGACCUCGUCUGGUGUUAGAUGAGGAAGAAGAAUCAGAAUUAAAUGUCGAACCCACUGAUUCCACAUAUAACCCAGAUUCUGUUGUUACUGAAGAAUCCGAAUUGGCGAUAGAUCCACAGCCCGACCACAGCGAUAACAAAUACAUUGUUUUUGAAAGCUGUCUUCGAGAGCUGUUUGUGUCCUGUCCAAUUUGUAAGACAAAGUGUGUUGUCCAGAGCAGACGAAGGGGGACUUUUGUUGCAUUCACCCAGCUUUGUGAAAAGUGUAACUACUACAGACAAUGGCAGAGCCAGCCCAUUGUAGGGAGUACCCCACUUGGAAACCUGCUAUUGUCUGCUGCAACGUAUUUUACCGGUGGAUCUUUUAAACAACUAGAGAAGAUUUUCAAGGCCAUGAAGCUCCAGAUGAUGCAUUUCGUAACUUUUAGGAUUCAUGCCAGGAAUUUCAUUGAGCCUACCAUAAUACACAAGUGGAACCAAGAUCAACUGAAUCUUAUAAGACAGCUGCAAGAGGGAGGAAAUGUUGCUGUGGCUGGAGAUAUGCGUGCUGACACGCCAGGACACUCAGCAAAAUUUGGCAGCUACACCAUUAUGCACAUGGAAACCAACAAAAUUCUGGAUCUUCAACUAGUUCAGAACAACGAGGUUGGUGGAAGUUAUCAUAUGGAAAAGGAGGGAUUGAAGCGUUGUCUCGAUAAGCUCGAGUCUAAUGGUUUAGCUGUUGACUACAUCGUCACCGAUCGCCAUCCGCAGAUUCAGAAGUACCUGAGGGACCGCAAUAUCACUCAGUUCUAUGACGUGUGGCACUUUGAGAAAGGUUUAUCUAAGAAACUUGACAAACUUUCAAAAAUGAAGGACUGUGAGGUGCUGAAAAAAUGGUUGCACAGCAUCAAAAACCAUGUUUACUGGAGUGCGAUUUCCUCUGAGUCUGGGCCAGAAAAGGUGGCGAAGUGGAAUUCACUGCAGAACCACAUCCAAAAUGUACAUGUUCAUGAGAACCACCUCUUCCCCAAGUGUGAACACCCAGACAAAGUUUCCAGGGAUCUAAAAAAAUGGAUCCAACCAGGUAUGACUGUAUAGAGAGACAAAUGACAAUAAAAUGACAGUAAACUAGUAAAAUUUUGAGAUUUUCUUCAUAUUUUAUCUGUUUGGUUACAGGAUCAAUAGCGCUCCAUAAAGUGGAAAAGCUAUUAUACAACAAGAGAGUUCUCAAGGAUAUAGAAAAGCUCAGCCACAACUUUCAGACGUCAUCACUGGAGGCUUUCCACAGUCUGAUUUUGCGUUUUGCCCCAAAGAACGUGAUUUUCCCUUUCAUAGGAAUGUUGUGCAGGCUGUAUCUUGCAGCAAUGCACUAUAAUGAAAAUGCUAACCGUGAGCAGGCAACAACAACUGAAGGACAGGCUGUGUAUAAGAUCGUUUUUCCAAAGUCCAAAAAAGGGGAAUGCACAGCAAAGCCAGUGAAAAUAGAACCAACAUACAACUAUGUCGAUGACCUUAUGAGCCUUCUGUUACAUAAAGUCUUUGUGGACCCCAAGCCAUAUGCAGAAGAGCUGCAUGCAAUCCCCAUUCCACCUCCUCUGUCAUCACAGUAUGA
Messenger RNA from Carassius carassius (crucian carp), 2228 nucleotides. RefSeq lists its product as uncharacterized. The record is from RefSeq and is a predicted model, not a curated record. The transcript is spliced from 10 exons. Bases 65 to 1714 code for a protein of 549 amino acids. Lineage: Eukaryota; Metazoa; Chordata; Actinopteri; Cypriniformes; Cyprinidae.